This is a messenger RNA of Cladophialophora bantiana CBS 173.52, 876 nucleotides long. RefSeq lists its product as uncharacterized. The coding region runs from base 1 to 876 and encodes 291 amino acids. The record is from RefSeq and is a predicted model, not a curated record. Lineage: Eukaryota; Fungi; Ascomycota; Eurotiomycetes; Chaetothyriales; Herpotrichiellaceae. The transcript has a single exon.
AUGGAAGUCCUUCGCGCAAAGGCCUUUCCACUUGUAAAGCUUGCCCGGCCCCAUGAAGCGGAUGACCAAAUCCAGCGGCUGCAGUUUUUACGCACAGAGAUUCUCAGACUUUUUCGCACUCCCGACUUGUUUCCCUCACCAGCAACCAAGGCGAAAUUCGCGGCAAUUUUAGCAUUGGAUGCCAAUUUGCAAUUCCUGCAAGCGGUAAAGGAGCUAUUGUUGCGUGACACGGUUGCAGACAUCGACUUCUAUAUCCAUCACAUCACCCGCCGUACGUAUCUAUUUGGCAGCAAAGGAUGGGAGAACUUUUUCCUCAAUAUGGCGCCAGGCGCACCAUUGCGGAGAGAGCGCAUAAGAACCUCGCCGAAGUCUUCUUACCAAAUUAUCCCAAUAUCUGGGAUGAGAAUUAUUGGGGACGCAAUUCGUCAGGAACAAGGGCUUGCCCGAUGGAUCACCCAGACGACCAUCCCUUUAAAGGAGAUGGCUGCACGCACAACGAGACUGAUUGACCUGGACAAGCCAGACGAGCAACAGCUGAUCCCGAGCCUGCCGCUCAGUCACCAAAGCUACAGCCUAAAUCUUCGGCCAAAUCCAUACAGGGAGGAUCAAAAACCGCGAUUGGAUCUAUCCAAAUACGGUCCUGAGCGGUUGGAAAGUUAUUCUCCUCUCAUCGGUCGUGUGGAAAUGCAUCCGAUAUUGGUUCCCAUUGCGGCUCUAAACGCUACAAACAUGUUCCCCAUGAUAUCUAUUAGGGCCUGGCAUCCCCCAACCAGGAUUGAAGCUCUCCGCUAUCAACAUUUCGCGCGUCAAUCACCACAGCGGCAUGGCGGCACGGCCAUGAAUGGCGCUGCCAGCGGGGCCAUCGAAGUCGCAUAA